UCUUUACAUAAAGUAACUGAUUUGCCAUUCUCUUAUCGCUUAAUGGGCCGGGAUUUUUUUUGUUGUUGUUUCAUUUAACCUGCUUUUAAAACAGUUUUUCCUCCUUUAAAUAUGAUUUGUUAAUGUUUUUUUUAUUUUUCACAUCAAGCAUGUUGGCAUGACUGCAAGCUAAAGAGAUGACUUAUAAAUGGCAUGUUAUGAGUGAUAAUUUUCAGAUUUUUUUUUUUGUACAUGAAAGAUUCUUUUUUUUGUCCAGGAAAAAGAAGACAUGUUGGUUUUGUCCAAUACACACCACCAUUUUUCUUUGGGAAAUAUUUGUGGAGAAUGUUCCAACAAUGUGCAAAUCCUCUGUCAAGGGAUUAGAUUAAUCAAUGUCGCUAUUUCUGUGAAUGAAGGCUUUUUCCAGCGCACCAGCAAACUGUUUCUAAGUGAACGGGCCAGUUGGGUCCAGCUCAAAGAGUUUGCCCGCAAAAAUGCCGCCAACACCUUGUCUGUUGCCAACAUGGUCAUGGGAAUGGCCUCUAUUCUCAGCAGUCUUAAUGGACACCAUUAUGCUGCGUGUUGGCUGGUGCUGAUUGGUUACCUGCUAGAUUUGGCAGAUGGUGCGGUUGCCAGGCGACUGAACGCUUGCUCAGCAUUAGGAGCCAAACUGGAUGAUUUUGCUGAUUUCACAACGUUUGGAAUAGCGACGUCGCUGCUCUUAAGGACUCCCAAUAUCCUGGAUAACAUUCUCUGCAUGUGCUAUGUGCUGUCCGUGUUUAUCCGGCUUUGUUUCUUCUCCAGUGGGAUUCCUUUUAUGUAUCGCGGCCUGCCGUGCAUCUACUCAUCCGCCAUUCUCGCCUGCCUGUCUCUCCUGACUGGAGGGAACAUGGCUGUACUCCGUUUCACUGCCGUAGUCAUGAUCCUCUUCAUGGUGAGCCAGACGCUUUACCCUCAUGACCGGGUGUUAGAGUCACAGGCGUGGAAAAAGGUCAUUUACGCUGGAGGUAUUAUUAUGGUCUUCUGCUCUUCAUUCCCUCUUGUCUGUCUGUACUAUCUACUAUGGUCAGUCUCCUACAUUUUGUUCCCAAUGUCCUUAUGGAGCUGCAAAGUUUAACAGGCUACGAUGUGUUGUCCCCCAGUCUGACAGUCCAGGCUUAAGGAAAGCUCACAUUGCCGAACAGAAGCCUCUGCCUCGGAGUAUAAAACCCUGCUUUACCACAAAAACUUUACUACUGGAUAUCCUGUGCUUAAGGUGAUGAACUUUGGGAUGCAGUGAUGAAAUCAGGAAGUCUGGACUGUCUAUAAAGUCAUUUCACAAAAAUCAGUCUGUAAACAAAAAUCUGACUGCAAAACUUUUUAUUAUUUGAGUAAACUGUGAAUUACCUGUCGUGUUCCCAGAGCUCUAUGACCUGAUCCAUAUGUCGCUCUUGAAAUGUUAUGAGGGUUUCAUCACAGCUGCUGUGUGAUAUUAUUUUUGGUGAAUUUCAUUUCAUGAAGAACAACAUCUUGUAUAUAUGUACUGUACCAUAACUUGAGAUAUAUUCCAGAGACAUAUUGCUAGAUUGGAUAUUUUAUUAAAAAGGGAAAUAGAACAUGAGCAUGGGAAAUGCUUAUGUAUUCUUUAUAGGAAAACUAAAACUAAAACUGACAUUUUAAAAUCCAAUCAGGUUUUUAAAAAAGUAUUUUAUUAAUCAAGGGAAUUUAAUUAAUAAUUAUUGAAAUAUUUUUUACCACCAGUGGCUCUGAAUCUGCUUUGACAUGUAGGCAGUAAUACAUAAUAAAAAUAAAAGCCACUGCGGUAUGAUGAAUGUUAAUGCUUGCUAAUGUCAGAGAUCUAAUUUCUAGAUCUAAUUUCUUUAUUAAUUUUUAAAAAAUUAAAGACAGAUAAAAGGCUUUUCUUUGUUCUGUAACAUUCAAUUAAGACUGCAGGCCUUCGUAGUGAAGACACUUUAGGAAAACAGCGCACAUUUGUAUUCAGCCGUCUACACAUUAACUACAUAAUUAAUUCAGAAAGUUGUAUGAGAACUGCACAUGUGGGUGGAGUUUGCCUAAACCAGAGCUUGCCUAAACUUUUUAAACACACUCUCAUUAUUUUGUGUGUGAGAUCAGCGGAACUGAUUAGAAAGAAGUGCUGCUGUCUGACAUUGUGAUAAUCCACAACAUGUCACGCCGAUUUCAGGGUCUGGGCUACAAACACGCAUUCAAAUAUGACAAUGCCAUUUAAGGACAACAUUAAAGUCAUAAAUAUUACAGUAUUAAAGAAUUAAUAAAUAUCAUAUCAUUUCAUAGUGCCCGAAACAGUUGUUUUUCUCAUUUAAUUUACAAUUUCUCUUUGGAAUUAAUAAAGCACACCUGAUUACAUUGCAGGAUUUUAAAUCAAGACACACCAAUGUUUAUGAAAAUAAAACACUUUAGAUACAUGUUAUAAUUUUAUGACCUUGAUUUAGUAGGUUAAGGCUGUAAGACUACAGUAAAUGAGUUCUAUGAUUUUUGGAUCAAGUGCUAUUCAAUAAACUUCUGAACAAUGAAGGCUGAUGAUAAUAAUAAUAAUAACCGUGAUAUAAAACAGACACACUGCUAUAUACAGUAUAAUUUGUUGUUAUUGUUUUUUUUCCCCUCCAGGUAUUAUUAUGGUCUUUUGCUCUUCAUUCCCUAAAUUAGCCAAAUUUGCUAAUCUAUGACUAUCUGUGCAUUAAAAUAGUAGCAUUA
This is a messenger RNA of Clarias gariepinus (North African catfish), 2691 nucleotides long. RefSeq names its product transmembrane protein 269 (gene tmem269). Gene Ontology annotation, cellular component: membrane. NCBI's taxonomy places the organism in Eukaryota, Metazoa, Chordata, Actinopteri, Siluriformes, Clariidae. The transcript is spliced from 6 exons. The record is from RefSeq and is a predicted model, not a curated record. The coding region runs from base 269 to 1096 and encodes 275 amino acids. Gene Ontology annotation, biological process: phospholipid biosynthetic process. Gene Ontology annotation, molecular function: phosphotransferase activity, for other substituted phosphate groups.